AUGGACGGCCUCACCAACGCUCCCCCUUCCCCGCCUGCGCCUGCUGCCGCUGUCCCCGCCGCGCCCGCUGUCCCCGUCGCUGCCCCCGUCGCUGCCCCGGCCGCUCCGCCCACGCCUGCCCCUGCUGCUCGCCGCCCUCCCGCCCGCCGCCCCCUCGCCCGCCGCGCCCCCGCCGCGCCCCCGGCCCCGGCUCCCGUGAACCAGUGGUCCGGUGUCACCUUUAACGGUGGCACUUUUUCGUUCACCACACCGUCUGCCCCGGCCCCCGCCGCCGCCCGCCGCCCGCCGCCCCGCCGCCCCAAGAACAAGGCCGCAAAGGGCCCGAAAGGGGUCGACAAGAACUGGGGUCAGGGAACCUCGGUGCAUGCCGAGCGUCGCCGAAAACGACGAGAAGAAGCCGCCGCCGCCGCCGCCAUCGCCGCCGCCGCCACUCCCGACGACGGCAUGGACGUCGACGACGACGAGGAGGCGCGGCUCCUGGCCCGCCUAGCCGCCGUGCAAGCGGCAAAGAAGGAGAAGAAGGAGCGCGAGCAGCAGUAG
Messenger RNA from Pyricularia grisea, 540 nucleotides. RefSeq lists its product as uncharacterized. Bases 1 to 540 code for a protein of 179 amino acids. The transcript has 2 exons. Lineage: Eukaryota; Fungi; Ascomycota; Sordariomycetes; Magnaporthales; Pyriculariaceae. The record is from RefSeq and is a predicted model, not a curated record.